Messenger RNA from Didymodactylos carnosus, 279 nucleotides. NCBI's taxonomy places the organism in Eukaryota, Metazoa, Rotifera, Eurotatoria, Philodinida, Philodinidae. The record is from the annotation of a GenBank genome assembly.
AUGUCAUUACCAUCCUCGUUGUCGUUAUCAGGAGCAGCAGCAGCAGCAGAUACAAAAGAAAUCGUAGUGGUAUUACCAAGUGACUCCGAACCACUUAAGCGUGAUUCUAUGGAAGAAGGAGAAGAAAAGUUCUUACGAGAAUUCGAAAAUCGAGUACUUGAUCUUAUACGAGAGUUCACUCAACAAUUUCCCUACAAACAAUCAAUUAUUUGGUCGAUUGAAUAUGGUGAAAAUAAAGAAUAUUGUAUUCAUGUCAUGAGCCCUAAACAUCGUAAAUGA